Rotaria sp. Silwood1 is the source of this 1899-nucleotide messenger RNA. NCBI's taxonomy places the organism in Eukaryota, Metazoa, Rotifera, Eurotatoria, Philodinida, Philodinidae. The record is from the annotation of a GenBank genome assembly.
AUGCCAAAUAAAGAUAGUUCAGUACCUUCGUCUCCGUUGAGUCAACAACAUUCUCAACCUAUGUCAAAUUAUUAUUAUCAUCAUCCAUAUUAUCACUUAGCUUUCAACGAUUCUGAUUCAAUACCUGAUGAACAACGUUUAAUGGCUCAAUUAUUAAGAAAUUAUGAUCCAUCUGCACGACCUGUAUAUAAUGCAUCGGAUACUGUUAGUGUUUCAUUUGGUAUUGCUUUGACUCAACUAAGUGAUAUGGAUGAAAAAAAUCAAGUAUUAACUACAAAUAUAUGGCUUGAACAGGAAUGGUUUGAUCAACGUUUAGUAUGGAAUGCAUCAGAAUUCAAUGGUUUAACAACUCUUCGAUUACCAUGUUCAAAAAUUUGGUUACCUGAUAUUGUUUUAUAUAAUUCAGCUGAUGAUUAUACACAAGGUUAUUAUCAAAGUAAAGCUAUGGUUGAUAGUAAUGGACAUGUUUUUUGGCCACCACCAGCUAAAUUUCGAUCAUCAUGCAAAAUUGAUGUUACUUUUUUUCCAUUUGAUGAUCAAUUAUGUAAAUUAAAAUUUGGUUCAUGGAUAUAUGAUGCAGCUCAAGUCAAUUUAACAAAACGACGUGAUAAUGUUGAUAUGACAAAUUAUAUUCGAUCGGGUGAAUGGCAUAUUCUUAAUAUUGCUAUUAAACGUCAUGAUGUUACUUAUCCAUGUUGUCCAGGAAUAUAUUAUCCUGAUGUAACUAUAUAUGUUCAUAUUCGUCGUCGUAUUCUAUAUUAUUUAUUUAAUAUUAUAUUUCCUUGUAUAUGGCUUUCAAUUCUUUCACUUCUUGGUUUUUGUCUUCCACCAGAUUCGGGAGAAAAAAUAACACUUGGUAUAACUGUUCUUUUAGCUUUUUCUGUUUUUAUGUUAUUAAUUGCUGAAUCAAUGCCAGCAACAAGUGAAAUGGUACCACUUAUUGAAAUAUAUUUAACAAUUGUUAUGGCACUUACAUCAUUAUCAAUUGUUCUUACUGUUUAUGUACUUCAAUUACAUCAUUCAGGUCCUGUUGUUAUUCCAGUUCCACGUUCAUUUAAAUAUACAUUAGUUAGACGUAUAGCACCUAUUAUUGGAAUGAAAAAAAUUGUUGAAAUUUAUGCACGAGAACAUAAUUUAACUGAAAAAGAUAAUGUCUAUCGAUGUUUUGCUCAAACAACAACAGCAACAACAACAACAACAACAACAACACAACCAACAGAUAGUCCAAUAAUCAAACAUAAAAGCAAAAGAAUUAAUUAUGAAAAAAAGAAAACAAAACAUCAACAAAAGAUAAAUCAUCAAAAAGAAUCUCAACAUGAUGAAGAAGAUCUUAAUCAUAAUGAUGAUUAUAACAAUGAUGAAGAAGAAAUAACAAAAGAAUUUUUAACAAAUUUAUCAACAGGAAAUGGUGAUAUUCGUUCAUCAUCAUUAUCUACCAAACCUCAUCAUCAUCAUCAUUGUCGUUCACGUCGUAUUAUACCUCCAAUAGUUCUUAUUCCUCAACAAUCUCAUCCAUCCUCAACAUUAGCAUCAUCAUCAUCUGUUUUGACUAAUUCUCGUUCGCAUAACUUAUUUAAUUCGAAUAUGUAUUUACUUGAAAAACAUUUAAAAUAUGUAAUUAAUAAACAAAAACUUGAAGAAGAUCGAAAUGAAACAAUUAAUGAAUGGAAAUUAAUGGCACUUAUUAUGGAUCGAUUAUUAUUUUGGCUUUUUACAAUGUUUACUAUUUUAAGUACAGUUUUAUGUUUAAUUAUUAUACCACUUUUGAAAAAUACUGGAUAUAUACCAGUACUAUCAACAGAUUUAGCAACAGAAUACAAAGCAAUAACACCAGUGACAAGUGUCAUUGAUGGACAACUAACGAUAAAUCUUACUGGUCAAUCGACAGGAGAUAAAUAA